AUGUCGAGACACCCCACCCGAUCAAUAGCGAGCGCCGGCAGCGAAUCCAUUAGGAGUAUACAACGAUCCUCUCCCCGGGAAGACCGUUCCGCCUCGAAUUCGACAUCUUGCAUAGGAGAUGAUGACACCGCACUACCGUCAAUGGAAUUUCACUCUCAUUCCCAGUCUUCUAUUACCCAUCGCCGAACGGGGAGUACCUUGAAAACAGUCAUGCGCAAGAUCUUCAACCGCAAAAGGCAAAGUCAAGCCGAUGGAUUGGAAGAGAACCCAUACGAAUCUACUUUUGUCACGCCGAGGAAACCAGGACCUACGAAAGGAAGGUCAAUGUUGUCUGUUCCGCCUCCUCUGAAUUUGAGUUCACACCGGGGUAGUCCACUCUCGGCGCAGAACCUCCAACUCGCAGAAACACAUCUGUCCCCGUUAUCUCCUCUAUCCUCGGCAACCUUGCGUGAUUCAAUGCCCGGUAGCAUGCAGCCACGUCGAAGACGUGCAACUCUUCCUAGCGUGGUAUUUUCAGAUGAUGAAUCUCGGUUUGCCGUCGCAUCAACGGCAAUAUCUGAUCCGCAAGAGGAUAGAAGCUAUGUGCCAGAGCGAAGACACAGCUUGCUCUCUCACCGGCUAUCAAUGAGCGCAGAUGCCUUGCGCGAAAUGACAGAUGCACUGCCAGAGACCCUUCCCUCUUGGCCACAACGCACAUCAUCCGCCCCUGUGCCAGUCUCAGUUUCCCGCUCGCAGUCCCCACCGGUAGAUGAAAGUUCUAUUAGCGGGCAGUCGAGGAGACCAUCAUCGGGAACAACAGUAACCAGUGUGACUCCAAUGUCUGCCACACCGUCUUUGAUGGAAGUCGACGAACACGCAGAACAAGCCAGCCUCGCGCCGAACGUUGCAAGCCUAGUCAACACAAUGCAGCAAGAUGAUAACGUCACCCUCGAACAGCGGUUGACCACGCUAGAAGUGAAAUUAAUCGAUCUGGAAUUCGCCAUCGCCCGGCUGCAAACCAACGGCCCCGAAAAUCCAUCGGAAAAGCCGCGCCCGCGACAUUCCCCUUCAACAGACUCCUUCUUGCGUAACAAACCCACCGCAUUCUUAUCUACAAGCGACCGCGACGACUCUCCAAGCCCCCUCCCAACCAUCUCCACCCGCCCCUCCAGUACAACCACAAUCCGCCAAGACUCAAUGACCCGCACCCUCCGCCCCGCCCCCUCAGCAUCAUCCCUGUCAGACUAUCACGGCGUCUCAAUCGAGCAAUACAGCACUCUAGUCACGCUCCUGCGCCGCGAACAAACCGCCCGCAGAAACUUAGAGACACAAGUCGGCGGUCUACGCGAUGACAUCCGCGAUCUGCAGCGCGCAGCUCUCGAGUCCAUGCAGUCAAACAUGGGCAUGAUGCAGCCCGCACAGACAGAGUCACGGCAAUUCUUGCGCUUUCGUCGCGCUCUAGACGAUGAUACUUCCCCUAGGUCAGAUGAUAAGCCCGGUAUUACAGACACAGACUCCGAUUGGGAUCGAUCGGAUAUCUAUUCCCGUGACGAUCCCUUCGGUCCUCCGAAGUGGGAACGUCAACGGGUUACAACCGUUCCUAUGAUUUGA
Molecule: messenger RNA, 1590 nt
Organism: Penicillium griseofulvum
Lineage: Eukaryota; Fungi; Ascomycota; Eurotiomycetes; Eurotiales; Aspergillaceae
Exons: 1
Coding region: 1-1590 (529 amino acids)
Source: RefSeq, a predicted model, not a curated record